AUGUUCUCGUUAAUGCUCUUUGAUGAAGCUCUUUGUGAGGAUGACUUUUUAUUCCGUUGUUUCUUCACUUUUUAUAUCGCACAAACUAAUCACAAAAUGUCAAUCCAGGAAUACAUAGAAACGCACAACCUCUCGAAAAGAGUGGAAGAAACCAUCAACGCGGCGGUUAAAGCGAAAGCUCCGGAACCGAUUUCGUUCAUGGCUGAUCACUUGAGAAAGCAAACGCCACCGGCGAUCACGAAAGUUGUCGGUCGCCAAGUCUUUGACUCUCGAGGCAACCCGACGGUGGAAUGCGACAUUUACACCGGAAAAGGUAUGUACCGCGCGAUGGUCCCGUCCGGGGCGUCCACGGGUAUCUACGAAGCGGUUGAAUUGAGAGAUGGCGGUAAGGCGUGGAUGGGUAAAGGUUGCAUGACUGCGGUGAAGAACAUCAACGAAAUCAUCGGGCCGGCUUUGAUUGGCAAGGAUCCGAGAGAGCAAAAAGCGCUCGACGAGUUCAUGUGCAAAGAGUUGGACGGCACCGAUAACAAAGGGAAGUUGGGGGCGAACGCCAUCUUGGCGGUCUCCACGGCGUUGGCCAAGGCUGGCGCCGGGGAAAAGGGUAUUCCUUUGUACAAGCACAUCUCUGAGUUGGCGGGUAACAGCAAGUUGGUCUUGCCGGUGCCGGCGUUCAACAUCAUCAACGGCGGUUCCCACGCCGGAAACAAAUUGGCCAUGCAAGAAUUUAUGAUCUUGCCGGUUGGCGCGAAGUCGUUCGCGGAAGCCAUGCAAAUGGGUUCGGAAGUUUACCACAACUUGAAAUCGGUCAUUAAGAAGAAGUAUGGCCAAGACGCGUGCAACGUCGGCGACGAAGGCGGCUUCGCGCCGAAUAUUCAAGACAACAAGGAAGGUUUGGACUUGGUUGUCGAAGCCAUCGAAAAAGCUGGCUACACCGGAAAGGUGAAAAUUGGUAUGGACGUCGCGGCGUCUGAGUUCUUGACCAAGGACGGCAUGUAUGACUUGGACUUCAAGACGGAGGAUAACGAUGGUUCUCUGAAGAAAACCGGGAAGGAGAUGAUUGACUUAUACAACGAAUUUUGCACGGAGUACCCGAUGGUUUCCAUCGAAGAUCCGUUCGACCAAGACGAUUCGGAGAACACGGCGUUGUUGACGGCUGGCGGUAAGUGCCAAAUCGUUGGUGACGAUUUGUUGGUCACGAACCCGAAGAGAGUCCAAGCGGCGAUUGACGGCAAGUGGUGCAACGCGCUCUUGUUGAAGAUCAACCAAAUCGGUACGAUUUCCGAAUCUAUCGAAGCGGUCGGCAUGUCCAAGAAAGCUGGUUGGGGGGUCAUGGCUUCGCACAGAUCUGGUGAAACUGAAGAUUCUUUCAUCGCGGACUUGGCGGUUGGUUUGGCGACUGGUCAAAUCAAGACUGGCGCGCCGUGCCGAUCGGAGCGUUUGUCCAAGAUGAACCAAUUGUUGAGAAUCGAAGAGGAGCUUGGUGCGGACUCUGUCUACGCGGGUGAGAACUACAGACACAUCGGCUGGUAA
Molecule: messenger RNA, 1530 nt
Organism: Bathycoccus prasinos
Lineage: Eukaryota; Viridiplantae; Chlorophyta; Mamiellophyceae; Mamiellales; Bathycoccaceae
Product: enolase
Exons: 2
Coding region: 1-1530 (509 amino acids)
Biological process (GO): glycolytic process
Cellular component (GO): phosphopyruvate hydratase complex
Molecular function (GO): magnesium ion binding; phosphopyruvate hydratase activity
Source: RefSeq, a predicted model, not a curated record